Plectropomus leopardus (leopard coralgrouper) is the source of this 1659-nucleotide messenger RNA. The record is from RefSeq and is a predicted model, not a curated record. Lineage: Eukaryota; Metazoa; Chordata; Actinopteri; Perciformes; Serranidae.
UGGACAUCCUCUACAUUGACAUCACACGUCGCUGGUCAGGAACGAUGCCUGAUUCUAGAGAAGCAGGCAUGGGACUACAAGCAUUUGUGGAAGCUUUUUUCUACCUGGCAGGUCGCAGGUUCAAAUCCCUGUCGCUGAGGGAGCAAGUAGUGUCAUUGCUGGAGCUGUGCGAGGCUCAGCUCGAGUCCCAGUCAGGCAUGGAAGAGAGACGCUCAGUGAGCUGCAGCAGGGCGAUGCCACGAGCCAUCAAGACUCAGACGCUGGGCUUGGCCAACCCUCAGCUCAACUCUCCGGCUCCCCUACGAAGAGCAUCCAGCCAGGACCACCGUCUGCAUCAGAGACUCAAGCCUCGCACACUCAGGGCCAACGUGGAGAACUGACGACAGAGGGCUCCAACCAGGCAUCCAACUCCAAAAACACUGCCUUUAGCCUUCUCCACAGGAGCAGGGGAAUUAGGUGUCACUCUCUUUUCUGCGGCUCCCGUACGGGGAGGGGGGGUGAUGGGAGCUGAGAGAAGGACUUGCUUGACCCCUGCUGGCAAACUUUCAGGAGAACUGUUCUCAGCCUGAUUGCUUUUUCCUCAGAAGAGGAGGAUGUCCGCAGGGGGGUUCGGGGAAGAAAUAGAACACGGAAUAUGAGAAGUGCAUUUCUUCCUCCCCUCCUGGUGUGGUCAUAUGAACAGUGUGGUCCCGUCAGAAGAAGACAUGGCUGCUUUUAAUAUAUGUACUGAUUCUACAGGGCAGCUAUUUGCUUCCCUUCAACUUUUUGUGACAACAGCUACACUGAAACUUUUCAGGGAUAACAUUAGAUGCUUUGGCCUCACAUUCAAUGCAGUUACACAGAAAUAAGCGAGUGUAAGGGAGUGUCCUUGGUGUGUAUUAUAUUCUUGAAUUUGCACAACUAUUAAAUUUGCACAGACAUGGAUGUGAGGGGUGACUGGGCAUAUUGUGUAUGUUUGAGUGCGAGUGUGUGUGCACUGUACCGUGUUUAUUUGUGUUUAGCUCAAUGGUGAAAGCCUAUUUGCAGCCAGUGGCUCAGCUGUGCGUCCCAAGCCCAUUAGUGAUGAGUUAAGUGAAUAAGUAUUCAAAGGGAAAAGGCCACGCCGCCAUUUAUCCUCUUUCAGUUCAGCAGCUAUUCCAGUCAGGCAGCCCUCAGACCUCCGGCGAACACAAUUUUAGGAUGAUUACUCUGUAGCCACACAACUGCCAUUUUGAAUUAAUUAUUACUGAAGUAAUUGCAUGGCACACAAUUUCACAUUUCGUUCAGACGCAUUGUUUCUUAAAUGUGAUUCAGAUAGUUUUUGUUGUAGAACCUCAUCCAAUGUGUGAUGUGGCAACACACAAAAUGCCACUGGUGGAUGCCAACUAGAAAAACUGUAGAUUGUCGCUCUUAUUUCAAAUUAUUUACACUGCAGUACAGCUGAACAAUAAUAUUUGAAUUGUCUGUUUGCAUCUUUUACACCAAAAUUAUUACGGAAUUCGUCACAUUCAAGAACGGAGUGUGAAUUGUUACACAAAAGAACAAUCAAACUUAUUACUUUCACUGCUGUGAUGUGGGCAGCUGUUUAACAGACAUUUCUGCUAUUGGUACUAAAGUACUAACAUAUAUGAGGUUAGAUUUAUGAGGUUAUUUAUAGUGAUCUGUCAACAGAGUGAAAUG